AUGCCCUCCCCGCCUACUUUUCUUGCUUGGGCCAUACUUUCAUGCCUCCUUGGGGCAUUUCUAUUCUUUCACUUGUGGAAAUUCGAUCGCUUCAAGUGUUUGCGAUGGGAAAAUGGCCCUCAUUCGGGUGCAUUCAAGCGUGUCAUGACAUACACAUAUCUACUCAGUGUUCCCCUCAUUAUUAUUUAUUCUGUCGGCUUUUGCGUCCUCAGCUACGAUGUGGGCUAUGCUGAUAUUCCUGGGAUCGGAGUCGUUCCAAUACCGUUCGAAUUCUGGCUACCCAAAUAUCAUCGCGCAAUUUUCCCUUUGAACAUUGUCUUCUCUUUUUCAUGGGGCCUUGAGAUGGUGACACACCUUGAAGAGCUAUGCUUUUGGCUCUUCCUCGUGAAUGCCGGUAAAGUGCAGCAGGAUUGGUUCCGUACUUUCUAUUUCAAGAUCUGGGCGGUGGGAUCGAUACUUGCUUUUGCAUACAUGCCCAUUGUUACCAUCGUCACUCGGUCCAAUGCUGACACUAAUACAGCGGCUACGUUCACGGCCGGCAGCAUCGGAGACCUGACUCUCACUGUCUGUUUUAUGCCUGUUUUAUUCCAGUUCCCGGGCUUCUUAAGGAAUUUGAAAUCAGAAGGCGUGGAUAUUAAUACCAUUGUCCGUCUCACGACGUUCCAUGAGCUUAACCGGAUUCGUGUAGUCUUCCGGUUCCUGUUCUUCGCACCCCUUCUGAUUUUGGGUGUGGAUGGGCUCACUGCCCGUGCGGUUGUUAACAGCAGCUUAUUCGCGUCCGAAUUUUUGGCCUUCAUGGCUGGCAUCGGAUGUAUGGUCUCAUCCGGCAUCACUCUUGUGAUAUUUUUCCCUCGAUCUGUCCAAUCCGAGGUGCAAGCGCGCAACGCCUCUCGCGAGAAAUCGCAGCAAAUGCGCACAUUCCAGUCAACACAGCAUUCUGAAUACAAUUCUUCCUACUCUCCUAGAUCCCUGUCGCCUCAGAAAAGCUCUGCGCCACCAUAUUCAUCUCACCCCGGAGGCGAGAAUCUGGUGAUCAGUAUCGAGGACUCUGCCAUGAUCAAGGCCCCUGUACUCGCCCCGGGGGAUCCGGUAACUGGUAGUCACCCAGCUGCGACGACGUUCAAGACAUUUGCGCCAAAUCGCCGUCUCGACUCGGGCGCAAAGAUUCACGGCGGUGUCAAGAUUGUUGGGCUAACAGAGGGCAACUUGGCGCAUCAUAAUCACCAGUCAUCAAAUGUUCAUCCCUUCGUACAUAAUUUUACAUCGCCUAUCGGUACGUUUGUGGGCCUUGCCUCGUUUCGCGCUGACCUGAUGCCUAUCGCUGCAUAG
Fibroporia radiculosa is the source of this 1329-nucleotide messenger RNA. RefSeq lists its product as uncharacterized. Bases 1 to 1329 code for a protein of 442 amino acids. The transcript has 13 exons. Lineage: Eukaryota; Fungi; Basidiomycota; Agaricomycetes; Polyporales; Fibroporiaceae. The record is from RefSeq and is a predicted model, not a curated record.